AUGCGGGUUUCUAUUGGCUUACAAUCUUCAAAGAAGCUCAAACACUAUGUGAGACAUGUGAUGCAUGUCAAAGACAAGGAACUAUCACCAAGAGAGACGAAAUGCCCCAACAAUCCAUUCAAGUUUGUGAACGUGUGGGGUAUUGACUUCAUGGGUCCAUUUCCGCCAUCUAACAAAUGUCUCUAUAUUUUGGUUGCGGUUGAUUAUGUUUCAAAAUGGGCCGAGGCAAAAGCUUUGCCAACCAAUGAUGGAAAAGUUGUUAUUGAAUUCUUGAAGGCUUUGUUUAGCCGAUUUGGUAUGCCAAGAGCUUUGAUUAGUGAUCGGGGCACUCACUUUGCAAAUCAUCAAUUGGAGAAGGUUAUGUAA
This is a messenger RNA of Erigeron canadensis, 366 nucleotides long. RefSeq lists its product as uncharacterized. Lineage: Eukaryota; Viridiplantae; Streptophyta; Magnoliopsida; Asterales; Asteraceae. The record is from RefSeq and is a predicted model, not a curated record. The transcript has a single exon. Bases 1 to 366 code for a protein of 121 amino acids. Gene Ontology annotation, molecular function: nucleic acid binding. Gene Ontology annotation, biological process: DNA integration.